Messenger RNA from Clonostachys solani, 2019 nucleotides. NCBI's taxonomy places the organism in Eukaryota, Fungi, Ascomycota, Sordariomycetes, Hypocreales, Bionectriaceae. The record is from the annotation of a GenBank genome assembly.
AUGUCACAAGGGUCCAGCCCAGCUAAAAGAAACCGCAAAACCUUCUCAGGCUGUUGGUCUUGCCGAGAACGAAAAAUCAAAUGCGAUGAAGCGAAACCCACUUGUCGCCAGUGCAAGAAGAGUCGGUUGGAGUGCAAGGGUUAUGGUCUCAGACUCCAAUGGAUCAUCAACAAACAACUCGACGCGGAGUUCGCUAGUGUCAACAAUCCGCGGAGGAAUAUUGCUCUAGAUGCCCAUACGCCAGUGCUUUCUUUCGAUAGAGUUGAUGAUAUACUGACCACCCUUGGGCAUUAUGAUCCAAGGUACAUGCCUACGGUACAAGAUAAUGUACACAUUUAUAUGGAAUGUUUUGGAGUGUUUCGGGAUGUGGAUUCUAGAAUUAAUGCCUCGUCACUCCCCAUAGACUCCAUACCAACAAGCACAGAGGCUCAACAUACACUCGAUACCGCGAACACUACACUAUCCCCAGCAAUAGCUGAGAACACUAGCAUUAGCGUGUUCGAUCACAGCUCCGCUACCUUAGAAGAUGAUAGGGGUUCUUUGAUCAACGGUUCUUUAAAUCAAUCACCAAGUAUCUCUUGGUUCGGGAUCGAUAGCCACAGCCAAAGUCUAUUAAAGCCUCUCGGUAGCUUGGCCGAAGAGAUUGAGACUGAUGCUUUCGGAGUUUACGAAAAUGGAUUGGAUCUGGCUUCCCCGUCGGUCCCCCUCGGGACAACGGAGAGGUUUCUAAUUCACUACUAUUCAAAGCGGGUUGUAAACCUUUUUUGUGUCAUUGAAAAUGGGGCCAGCCCAUGGAAGGCGAUUCAUCUUCCCAAGACACUACGCGCAGUAGGAGAAAUCACAAUCGAGGGGAAAACAUCGAGGAUAUGCGAAGCUCUUGUACGCUCGUGUCUUUCGAUUAGCGCUUUCUGUCUGUCGAAUGAUUGCAGAUUACGACUUCAAGAGACUGAAGCCCUCAGAUGGGAGAAGCUGGCGGAUGAGUUUCGACGUCAAGCUAUCAAUCUGCUCAGGAAUGCGAUGGAGAAAGACUUUUACCCAAACAAGGGCGUAAAGUAUACGGACUUUCUUGCUACCACCUUGUCCAUGAUUACAAUCGACGUUAUGUCAGGUGAAACGGACACCUGCGGGAUCCAUUUAGACGGGGCCUUGCGGUUGAUUAAUCACGGGCAAACCUGGGAGCAACAAUAUACCAGCAAAGCAGAGACUCUCCACCGGAUGUAUUUUUACUUGCGGGCGAUUUUCGAGAGUACAUUGCCUAGGCAUAGCCGAUCACGCAAGCUACGAACCUCAUGUUCCACGGAAAACGACGCAGAUUCUCACGAUGUGUUUUGUCACAACAUCGUCGCCAAAUGCUCAAUCUCAUCACUGCAAUCAGCCGAAGACCAGAAUACAGAUCCAAAGAUCGGAAGCUACGAGAGCAUCUAUGGCGUUCCUUACAGCCUCCUCUUCCUACUCACCAAAGUCAUUGACCUUAUCUCCAAACUUUAUGAUGAAUCGUUCGAUGGCCGAAUCCCACUACAUCUUAUGGACGAGUGUGAUGAACUUGAACAUUCGAUAAUGGAUUGGCCCGCUAACACCAGUUUCCCAUCUGAACCGCUGAAUGACUAUUCAUCAAGCGCCAAGAUCGUUUAUUAUCAUACCGCCGCCUUCCAUGAAGCGCUCAUUAUCUACUUUGCACAGCACAUUCGGCUUGUUGGGCACCGUUUCCUGCAGCCACAUAUCCGGGCUGUCCUGGAUAGAAUGGAAGUCAUUGAGCAAAUCAAAGUCGAAACCAACUUGAUAGCUGCCCCACUGUACUGGCCCGCCUUUAUUGCCAGCAGCGAGGCCUUUGAUAAAGCCCUGCAGAACAGGUUUCGGAAGUGGUACGAGCAUGUCAUGUUCUACGGGAUAGAGGCGCUGAGGACAGGCUUUUCUGUACUCGAAGAGGUCUGGGAAAUGGGGCCGCAGAGAGCAGAUAGGGUGACGAGUUCAUGGCGCGAAGUGGUGGAAAGGUCAGGUAAGAUACUGAUGCUGAGUUGA